CGCCCCGAGGGGGCCGUCAGACCGGGAGCGACGCCGCCGCAGAGGCAUCGACGCGAUAUUUUCUUUCCCUUCUAUACCGCUAGCUUUUUUUUAAUUAUUUUUUAAGUGAUUUUUCCCCCUACCUUUAUUUAUUUACGGUUUGUUUUCGCUGACGUUUUACAGCGAAGGGUUUAUCCCCGCGCACGAAGCAGCAGCAGAGAGAGGAGCAUCUCCCCCGUUCUGAGGCUUCGGGGAGGAAACCUCGCGUUCGAGCUCUUGUGGAGAAGGCCCGGCGAGCCCCGCCGCCAAGGACAAAAGAGCGGCCGCCGACCCCCGGCACCGCCCCCGCCAUGAGCAGCGCCGAGAUGGGCAAGUUCAACAUCUCCCCCGACGAGGACAGCAGCAGCUACAGCUCCAACAGCAACGACUUCAGCUACCCCUACCCCACCAAGCCCGCCGCCAUGAAGAGCCACUAUGCGGACAUCGACCCAGAAAACCAAAAUUUCUUGCUCGACUCCAAUCUUGGAAAGAAGAAAUAUGAAACUCAGUAUCAUCCAGGUACGACUUCCUUUGGAAUGUCAGUAUUUAAUCUGAGCAAUGCUAUUGUGGGUAGUGGCAUCCUUGGUCUUUCUUAUGCCAUGGCUAACACUGGAAUUGCUCUUUUUGUGAUACUCCUGCUGUUUGUCUCAAUAUUUUCCUUGUAUUCGGUGCAUCUCCUUUUGAAGACUGCCAAUGAAGGAGGAUCUUUACUGUAUGAACAGUUGGGAAUGAAGGCAUUUGGUAUGGCUGGAAAACUUGCUGCUUCUGGAUCAAUUACAAUGCAGAACAUUGGAGCUAUGUCAAGCUACCUCUUCAUAGUGAAAUAUGAGUUACCAUUGGUCAUCAAGACAUUUAUGAACAUCGAAGAGACCACAGGAGAAUGGUAUCUUAACGGUGACUAUUUAGUGCUGCUGGUGUCUCUCAUCGUCAUUCUUCCCCUGUCCUUGCUGAAAAAUUUAGGAUAUUUGGGCUAUACCAGUGGCUUUUCCUUACUUUGCAUGGUCUUCUUUCUGAUUGUGGUAAUUUGGAAGAUGUUUCAGAUUCCUUGUCCUAUGGACAGUGACAUCCUGAACAUGACGUUAGUAAAUGUGACACUGGCACCUUUGGUAGAUGAAAACAUAACAAGUGACGAUGUGUGCAAGCCAAAAUAUUUCAUCUUCAAUUCACAGACUGUCUAUGCUGUCCCAAUCCUAACAUUUUCUUUUGUCUGCCAUCCUGCAAUUCUUCCUAUCUAUGAAGAACUGAAAAGCCGAAGCCGUAAAAGAAUGAUGAAUGUGUCCUAUGUAUCUUUUUUUGCCAUGUUCCUCAUGUAUUUAUUGGCUGCUCUCUUUGGAUACCUGACAUUUUAUGGAAAAGUUGAACCAGAACUGCUUCAUACCUAUUCUGCUUAUCUGGGUGCUGAUGUUCUUCUUCUUAUUGUGCGUCUUGCUGUACUUAUGGCUGUAACCCUUACUGUACCUGUAGUAAUUUUCCCAAUCCGCAGUUCCAUUACCCAGCUGUUGUGGGCAGGGAAGGAGUUCAGCUGGUGGCGUCACUGUUUCAUUACAUUUGCUCUUCUGGCAUUUACCAUCAUGCUUGUUAUCUUCGUCCCUACUAUCCGAGACAUCUUUGGAUUCAUUGGUGCAUCUGCAGCUGCCAUGCUGAUCUUCAUACUUCCUUCUGCCUUCUAUAUCAAAUUAGUGAAGAAAGAACCAAUGAAGUCAGUGCAAAAGAUUGGGGCUGCAUUCUUCUUUCUAAGUGGUAUACUUGUGAUGACUGGGUGUAUGACACUGAUUAUUCUAGACUGGACCCAGGAUGUUGCAUCCGAUGGGCAUUAACUGUCCUGGUUGAAUCUUUAAUGCUCCACUUCACAUGCCAGUGUUCGCUCAGAUACCUACUGAGAAUGAAAACGAGCUAUUCAGCUUCCUUUAAAAUGCAGAUUCUUUGUUGAUGGUUCUUCUGAUUGUAGAAUACCCGAAUUCUGUCUUUAAGAAACUAUUCUGCAUGAUGGAAGUGGAUAUUAACAUCAAACCACGUGAGUGUCUGGCUGAAGGAAGUGACAACUUUAUUCCAUUCCAGAGAAUGGACAGAACUCUCUGUAGACUUUUAUCAAGCCAUGUUUGGCUUUUGUCAUUGUUACUUGGAUAUUUUGUUAUUUUACUUGAAUGUGCCUAAUGGAACCAAUUGGUGUGAGAAAUAACUCUUUAAUUUACAGCAAAGUGUUUAAAUAACCAAUGAGAGAGAGAGAGAAAUGCUAUUAUUUUUUGUACCAAAAAAUUCUUAUGGACCUCAAAAGCACUACUUUGACUUUAAGAAACAUUUUCCUAAAAAGAAUGAAAGAAUAACAUAGAAGAGCUCAUAAAAAUAUUUAAUUGGUGUCCUAAAUUAAACUUAGUUUGCCUUUCUGUAGAGGCAUAAUGAGAAGAAAUUUUAUUUAAAAAAAUACAGAAAAUUAAUCAGUUCGUCAAAAUUCUCUAAUUAUAAAUGCUUCCCAUGAAAUACACUUAGCUCAAAGUAGAGUGAAAAUAAUCCUGAAAAUAAAUUGUCAGCUUACUUAAGUAACUACAGUUACCUUAAUUCCCAAAUUGGUGUGGAAACCCAAAUUCUCAAGCUUUAAAAAACCCACCCUUUAGAAGGGGUACAUUUGAGGAAGACGUAGCUAAUCUAGAAAUUGUAAAGAUGGUGUUGAUGUUACCCUUCUCGAGGUACUCAAUAGUGCAAUUGGGUAAAACAGGGUUUGGGGGUUUUGCUUUUUUUCAGUUGUGGUUUGUUUGUUGUUUUUUUUUUCCUGUUACAAACUGAAUGGCACCGGAGCAUCUCAUGCCAUUAAUGUAAAACUCCUUCCUGGAGUUCUGUCCGUUAAUAAGGUCCAUUGUCAGUUGUAGCAAUGUUUGUUGUUUUUUUUUGUUUUGGUUUGGGGGUUUUUUGUUUCUUUUUUUUCCUUCUGUCCAAUCUGUCUUGAAACGCUCUGUAGGAUAACAAAAAGGACCUAAUGUAGUUUACUAGUUGUAUAAUAUUCAAAAAGUGUACAGUGUUUCUCAAAUUACUUAUCCAUUAUUGGAUUUUGAACUACUUGACUAUUCAAUAGUUUCUGAGUCAAAUCCACAAAGUAACUGCACCAGUAUUUCAUGCUUGGUACAAACUCUCUUCGCAUACACAACUGGGAUUCCUCUUGCAAUUUAUACUCUAUAGUAGUAUUGAAGAUAACCUCAUAGACUGGGUAGUCAUCUCAUACUUGUUUGCUUCAGAAAUAGAUAAGUUCCUAUGAGCCCUAGUUAGCUAGCUGAUGAAACAGGUGCUGUAUGAUUGUGAUGAGCUGUUUUGUUUCUAGUGCAUGUUUACUCUUUCAUUCUUAUCCCAGGCUGAAGAGAAAUAACACUUGUAGAACAGCAUACUUGGCUUAUAAGAGGUUCUCAAACACAACAAUAUUGGGUACAAAAGCCUAGAUAGAAGUUAUUAAUGAAAUAAUCAUGGCAAUGUGGUCAACUGUCUUCAUCUGACAUGAUGCUUUAAGAAUCUGAUAUACAAAGUUCCACUUGGUCCCUGUGUUAGAAGGAACAAGAGAGGGCCUGUAAUCCAUUGACUAAACAGUGCCUGAGACAUUCUUUGCUCUUGUAGAAUUAAUCGGGAACAAAUCUAAAUGAUAGUCCCUGUUUGGCAGGUAAUGGCAAUCUCUGCCCAGCCAUUUAAAAUCUGUGGAAAAAAUUGCAGGUAUUUUGUGUUUAUAUUUCUGCAUGACUGUGAGUACUGGUCACUAAGUCUGUGGUGUGAAACUGUAAUGAGAAGUUAGAUUCCUCUUGUGUUGUUCGUAUUAUUAGUCUGGUGGUACUCAACUGGCAAUUAUCGAUCCCGGAGUCAGCACUGGCCAAUGCUCCUUAGGUACUUCUCUGCCUCAGGUACUGGACAUCCGUGGCUAACUAUCCUGCGUUACCUGAUCUCCACGGAAGUGCUGAGCGUGUGCCUCCUCAGUACUUUGGCAGCUUUUCUUCUUCCUCUCUGCAAACAUAGAAAGACGGAAGAGGAUUAAAAUGUUGUCUGCCUUUGAGCGAUUUGUAGCACAUAAGGGAUGAAGCGCUUCCCUUGCCAGCAUUUACAAGAAGAAAAAAGAAACGAAGUGAGAAACAGCCUCCUUUCUCUCAGUAACCCUGGAAGAGGAAGGAGGUGUAAAUGAGAAGCUGCUACACAGUCCUUCUCAGCAGCCAGAGAGGGGGAAGCUUUUGGUGAUGACGCCUCAUAAUACAUCAUACAUGUCACUUAAUUCUCUGAAUGUAGCAGUUUCCAGAUUUUACAUGAUGUGUUAUAUUAUUUGAUGACUGGCUCUCCACCUGCAACAGUUGAGUUCCACUUGGCUGGGUUGAUUUCCAACAGCUGAAUUAUUUAAUUAUAUGAAUUUUUUUCAAACCUGUCUUCUUAAAGUUACCUACGUUACAAACCACCUAAAAGAGCAGCUUCAGUAUUAAACCACUGUUCUGUCACCUCAGUUAGGCAUUGUCUUCCAUGAUAUUUCAGUCAUAAAUGUAACAUGUUAUUUAUAAAACAUUAAUCCAUUAAAACUAAACCUAUUUUUCAGUAUUUAUGAUAGUCUAUUGUAAAUAACUGUAUGUUUGUAUAUAAUGUAUAUAAUGCAGGUUUGGGACUUGGUAUUUCUGUAUAUAUUCCUCUCUCAUUGCUGAUAGUUACAUCAUUUCAAGGAGUUGUUCGUGCCGUACAUCUGUAUAACAACUGUCAAAGGAAAGAUUCUUAAACAACAAGAUGUAAUGCCUGUAACCAUGGCAGAAAUGUGUUACACCGAAUGUGUACAAGAGAACACUAAGAUUGUAUUUAUUACAAAUGUAUAUGUUGCAAUAAACACAGGAGUCACUUGGGUCCAUAAAAAGCAUCAUUCAGGUUCAUGUGUACUUUUAGUCUAAAAUUUACCUUGGAUGUUACGAUUUCCUGAAUGCAGCAACUUAACAGCUUUUACGAUCUAACCUAUUUGUUAGGCCACCGAAUUCAGGCAUCCUGCGGUACAUCUGUGUACAUAAUGUAAAUAUUCACUGUAUUCUUAGAGGCCAACUGUCUAGCAACAGUUGUUGGCAGACCUUGCAACACAGUUUCAAUGAAACAUUGUAUGUUUGUUUUAAAUGAAAUAAAUAAAUAAAUGGGCAAUCCUGA
This is a messenger RNA of Phalacrocorax carbo (great cormorant), 5151 nucleotides long. The record is from RefSeq and is a predicted model, not a curated record. Lineage: Eukaryota; Metazoa; Chordata; Aves; Suliformes; Phalacrocoracidae.